Paramecium sonneborni is the source of this 2091-nucleotide messenger RNA. The record is from the annotation of a GenBank genome assembly. Lineage: Eukaryota; Ciliophora; Oligohymenophorea; Peniculida; Parameciidae.
AUGGGUGGCUGCUACAGUAACAAUAAUAAAAACUAAGAUGAAACAAGCAUAAUUGUUUUUUUCUUUUUGAUUAAAGAAAAUUUUGAUAAACUCAAAAAAAAUUUAGAAGGACUAUGUGAUAUAUCGGUUAAUUAAGUCUCUAUAUUUUCUACUUUAUAAAUUAAUCAACAGAAAAUAUUUAUAUCUAAUGGUUAAAAUUUAUCUAGCAAAGAAGAAUUUGAUUUAUAUCUAUAAAGUUGUAAUUUAGAAGGAGAUCUUAAAUAAAUUUUUGUGAUGAUUGAUCUUGAAACUUAAAGAUAAUUUUAUAAAACAAAGUUUUUUGAGUUCAUUUGUUAAAAUGAAGAUUAUGCUGCUUUCAUAACUUUCAUUUUACUAAUAAAUUAUUAUUAUAAUGAAAUUCCAGUUGAAGUAUCGAAUAAUUUAAGAAAUUUUGGAAAUAUUAUACCUUUUGAACUGAAACCUAAUUCAAAGGAUGAACUUUUAAAAUUAUAAAAUUUUUAAAAAGGUCCUAAUAUUAAGUUUGAUUAUUAAAUUCCAUAAUUUAAAGAUCAUCGAAUUUUUGUUGAAAAGUAUCAUUAAUAUUUGGAUUAGUUACAUAAUACUUUGAGUUUUCAAAAUUAACAUGUUAAACAAAUUGAUGAGUUAUAUUAACUUUUGAUUAAAAUCAGAAAUCAAUCAUUAUAUGAAUGCUCAAAAUAAGAAGAUGGAAAAAUGUCAAUUCAUUGGAACGCAAUUUCAUUAAAAUUUAACUCCUAAAUCUUAGAUCUUAUUGAUGAUUUUACUAACGCGAUUUUAGAUAAGAUUGGAAAUCUUUAAGAAAAAUUUAAAUAAUUAAUUGUAUGUUGUAAAUAAUGUAAAAGUAUAUUUUUUUGUUAACAGUAAGAAGAUAAUAAUAGGAUCCUUAGUUAAUUUUAUAAUACAUUUUAGAAACGUUGUUCAAAAUGCAAAGUUCCUUAUGAAUAAAAUUAAAAAGAAGUUAAUUCAAAGCAUAAUUUCAAACUUUAAUUACUUAAAAUACAACCAAUCUCAAAAAAAUUAAACUUAAUAAUAGAGAAAAUACCAUCCAAUAAAGAUAAGAGGACAAUAUAAAAAUAUUAAAAUGAGGAAUAAAAAUCAAUCAAUUAAGUGAUAUUAGAUACUAAAUAAAAAGAUAAUUAACAACUUGAGAUUACAUAAAGUGAAGAUUAAGAAAAACAAAUUAUUUUAAUAGGAAAAAGUGGGGUUGGAAAAACAAUUAUAUUUAAUAAAUUAUGUGAUUGUGUGUAAAAAUCCUAAAGAAAUUUAGAUAAAAGUUAAGUGAAAAAAUCAAAAUGUAAAAAUAAUUUAUUUUCUGUAAUUGAUACGCCAUCUUUUGAGCUAAAAAAUGAGGAAUAAUAGUUAGAUUAGGAAUAAAUAGAAUAUUUUGGGAAGAUUAUAGUCUCAAGAAAAAUAAAUUAGAUCUUUAUUGUUACCAAUCAUGAUCGAAUAGAGACAAUGAAAAAGAAAAUUAUGGAUUGCUUCAAGUAUCUUCAUAAAUUUAAAUCCAAAAUAUCAAUUAUUAUAAUGAAUUUGAACACAAAUAUGGAUGAGACUAAUAUCCAGAGUGAUUUAACUGAAUUAUAAUAAGCAUUCUAGGUAUAGAAGUGGUUACAUUUUAAUUUAAAUGAUGAAGAAAAUUGUUUUAUUGAGUAAAUAACGACAUCUAUUGAAUCUACAUCCUAAGACUUUUUAGAUACUCAGAAUACCUUUUUUGAUAGAGCAAAGAUGAAAUUAACUGAAUCUUAAUUUUAGUAAAAUCUUGAAUAGAUUAAGUAUAAAAAAUUGUUAGCUCAAAAAUAAGAAGAACUUGAAAAAAUUAAAUAUAGAAAAAUAUAAAAACAAGAGCUUUAAAAAAAAAAUAAAAAGAAGAUCGAAGAACUGACCAGUUAUAUGGACUAUCUCUUUUAAGAAUUAAAUAAAAUUUAAAAAUAAUUCGAUCUGAACUUUUAAUAGAAAAAAAUAAUUGAUUAAGACAAUUUCCAAGUAACAUAAGAAAUAUCUGAAUCAGAAUAGCAAAUAUUUUAAUUGACUUAUGAGAUACAACAAAUUGAAAUGAAAACCAGAUAAUAUUGA